AUGAAAUCUUUUGCUUCAGGCAGAUUCAUAACCUGAUGAUAAAAGCGAUAUAAACAGAUUGUUAAAAAUGGUUGGAUACUGGAUUGUAACUUUGAUUUUUAGCACCAUGUAUACAGUCCAGUCUGGUAGACGCUGGGUUACUGCACAAUCCCAAAUGAAUCCAGAUGUUUAUCAGAUUGAAGAAAAGCUCAAUGUGAAUAUCGGCGACUCGGCUACUCUGCAGUGUUGUGUUUUAGGAAUAGAGAACGGAGAAGUUAUCUGGUUUAAGCAACAGUAUGGAAAACAGCCUCAGGUUAUAGUCAGAUUCUUUAAAACUAACAGAGAAAAGUUUUAUAACGAAUUCCAGAAUUCUCGUUUUCAAAUGAAACAAUUUGGAAACUGCUUCAAUUUGACCAUUUCUAACACCACGCUGUCUGAUGAAGCCACAUAUUACUGCGCUCUCGUGUCUACAGAUGGAACGCUUUUAAAAAUUAAAGGUGAGCGUGUCAACACUGAAACACCGAAACCAGCUCUGAGUGAUAAUUCAGUGGUGUGUGAUCCAACACUGCAUGGAAACAACACUAACACGAAGAUACUCUGCAAAACAGUGAUCGGUUUGGGAACGGCUUUGGGUUUUUGCGCACUUCUGAUUUUCGGUCUCACCUAUUACAUACUGAGGAGAAGAAAUCAUAAAAAAAUGAAUGCGUCUAUAAAAGAUUCUCCAGGAAUGAGAGAGCAAUCUGAAGAAGAAACACUGAAUUAUGCGGCUUUGCAGUUCUCCAAGAAGAAAACCAAAGCUGGAAAAAGAAAAUCGAAGUCAUCAGAUGAGUGUGUUUACUCUGAUGUGAAUACACAAAGAUGUUACAGAAAUGAUUUAUAACACAUGGUACUUUUUUUAAAGACUAUUUUCUUAUUUCUCAUUCUCAUAGCAUAUUUUCAGCAAAAUAUAAACAUUAUUGAACUACUUAAAUUCUAGAUGUAAAAUUGCCAAUAAAAAAAGAAAAAAGAAAAAAAAAGAAAUUUUUAAUAAUUAGAAAGGAAUCUCCCAGUAUUACAGAAAGGUUUUUUUUUUU
Hemibagrus wyckioides is the source of this 1052-nucleotide messenger RNA. RefSeq lists its product as uncharacterized. The transcript is spliced from 6 exons. NCBI's taxonomy places the organism in Eukaryota, Metazoa, Chordata, Actinopteri, Siluriformes, Bagridae. The coding region runs from base 68 to 859 and encodes 263 amino acids. Gene Ontology annotation, biological process: response to bacterium. The record is from RefSeq and is a predicted model, not a curated record.